AAAAUUAAAUAUAAUUCCAGUUUAACAUGCAAACUGAUGAGAUAAUGUGAAUGUGCCACUCCAGUGUUCGUUAUUGGCUACUAAUGUCAACUUGUGUCUGACUGAUUGACAUGACACAAAUCUUGUGUGAACACAGAACCUUAUCCAAUUAGCAUGCUCUUAACAGCAUUUUUGGUCAUUCUGAAUGCACAGAUGUACUAGCUUUACAAUCUGUGUUUGUAUGUAGUUUUUUUUUGUAAUUGAAAAUUUUAAUUGUUUUUGGAAUAAAAUAAUUUUGUGCUUUGCAGAAUUGUCUCCUUGAGGUUUUUUUUUGUGGCAAACAAUGGUUUGCUUAACUAAAUGCAGAAGCUUCCAAUGGCCUUUAUACAAGUACAGCCUGUGUGUUUAUCCCGGUUUCUGAGAAAAAGAAACUGUUUUUCUGAGAAAAACAGUAAUUUUGCUAAGAAUCAAGUCUAUUGUUGCACCUCCUUCUGCAACUCUACAGCCAGCUACCCUCAGCAUCAAAAAAAGAAAUUUCAAAUUUUAAUAAAUAAAAUUCACCCCGAGUAUCAGACACUAAACUUUGUUGGACAUCAAUCUUCCUUUAAGUCACUUACUUCUAUUAAAGCUGGCACCUUUUGUGUGUAUUCAACAAAUCGGCCAGAGCCAGAGGAUGAGAGCAGCCAGGCCACCAUCUAUAGACCUAAAGCACCAUCAUCCAUCGUGGAGCUGAGGGCAGCCAUCGUGGACAUGUGGUCACUCAGCCUUGGAGCUGUGGGUGCUGCUGUUGUUGGCCUAAUUCUGGCUAACACAGAUUAUUUCCUAACCCAGCCCGAGUUUGCUACUCUAGAGUAUUUGGGGGAUGCUAAUCUCAAAACCACUGAAGGAGAUGAGAAGGUAUUUAAAGCACGAACUCUGUGGGAGACGUCAGGAGCAGUGAUAAUGGCUGUACGGAGGCCUGGAUGAUUUUGGUGCAGAGAGGAAGCUGCUGAGCUAUCCUCUCUGAAGCCCCAACUGGAGAAGCUUGGGGUUCCUUUGUACGCUGUGGUCAAAGAGACCAUCGGUACAGAGGUGCAGGAUUUCAAACCACACUUUGCUGGCGAUGUCUUUCUGGAUGAAAAGCAAGUGUUCUAUGGUCCUACAAUGAGGAAAAUGGGUUUUCUUGGUUUAAUUCGUCUGGGAGUUUGGCAGAAUUUUAUACGAGCAUGGAGGUCAGGUUACCAGGGAAACACGCAUGGAGAGGGCUUCAUCCUGGGUGGGGUGUUUGUCAUUGGAUCUGGCAAUCAGGGAGUUCUUCUGGAACACCGGGAGAAGCAAUUUGGAGACAAAGUCCACAAAGAGUCCGUUUUGCAGGCAGCUAAGGAAAUAAUAGUUCAGAAAUAGAAUGCUUGAUCUUGUUUGAAGAUUAUAAUCAGAUUACUAAAACACAGUAAAUCUAAAACAUACAAUUUUUCAAUCUUUAUUUAAUCUAGUCUUAAUUCAUUUAAAGCUGUCAAUGCUUAGGAGAGCACAUGGCCUGCUGAACUGACACAUUGUCAUAAUCUUCCAGACAAAAUAAGCAUGUCAGUAGUGAUUACAAUUGCAUCAUUUGCAUUAUUCAGGUACAUCGUUCUUUUAAGCUGCUGUUUUGCACUUUAGAAGUUGUAAUUCUGUUGAGCAUUUCCUCAUUCAGUCAGGUUCUCUUCACUGUUUUCUGCAUGGCUGCUGCUAGGUUUGUUUGUUUUAAUGAUGGUCUGACUCAAAACUCCUUAGUGAAAGAUCAGAUCUGAAGCCUAACAUGCGAUCCUGCUCACCAGCUUAUGGUUAGUGGACAGUCAGUGAUCCUGAAAAUGGAGCAUGAUAUUUACAAUAAAAACAGUGUCAUAAAAA
Molecule: messenger RNA, 1848 nt
Organism: Clarias gariepinus (North African catfish)
Lineage: Eukaryota; Metazoa; Chordata; Actinopteri; Siluriformes; Clariidae
Gene: selenou1a
Product: selenoprotein U 1a
Exons: 6
Source: RefSeq, a predicted model, not a curated record